Messenger RNA from Chanos chanos (milkfish), 1230 nucleotides. RefSeq names its product forkhead box G1a (gene foxg1a). The record is from RefSeq and is a predicted model, not a curated record. Gene Ontology annotation, biological process: regulation of transcription by RNA polymerase II. Lineage: Eukaryota; Metazoa; Chordata; Actinopteri; Gonorynchiformes; Chanidae. The transcript has a single exon. Bases 1 to 1230 code for a protein of 409 amino acids. Gene Ontology annotation, cellular component: nucleus. Gene Ontology annotation, molecular function: sequence-specific double-stranded DNA binding; DNA-binding transcription factor activity.
AUGUUGGAUAUGGGAGAACGGAAAGAAGUGAAAAUGAUUCCUAAAUCAUCGUUCAGUAUAAACAGUCUGGUGCCUGAAGCCGUCCAAAGUGACAACCACCACAGAUCCGUCCCCGAGGAAGAGGAGAAGAUUCCUUUACCUACGGUAGCACAGGAUGCGAAGUCGGAGAACAUUUGCACUAAAAGUGACAAUUCUUCGCACGAAUCGGCAUGCACGGAUGAAAAAGAAAAACAGGAAGAGAAAAAGGACUGCAAAGAGGGCGAAGGAGGGAAAGACGGGGAAAAGAAAAACGGCAAGUAUGAAAAACCACCUUUCAGCUAUAACGCAUUGAUCAUGAUGGCCAUCCGGCAAAGUCCGGAGAAACGACUAACUUUAAACGGUAUUUACGAAUUCAUCAUGAAAAAUUUUCCGUAUUACCGGGAGAACAAACAGGGCUGGCAGAAUUCCAUUAGGCACAACUUAAGCCUUAACAAAUGUUUUGUGAAAGUGCCCCGGCACUACGAUGACCCGGGGAAGGGUAACUACUGGAUGCUUGACCCCUCUAGUGACGACGUGUUCAUCGGCGGGACGACAGGCAAACUUCGUCGGAGAUCGACUACAUCCAGAGCGAAGCUAGCUUUCAAACGGGGAGCUCGGCUCACUUCCACGGGACUGACUUUCAUGGAUAGAGCUGGGUCAUUAUAUUGGCCAAUGUCACCGUUUCUUUCAAUUCAUCAUCCAAGGGCGAGCAGUGCUUUGAGUUACAACGGAACGUCAUCGGCGUACCCUAGUCACCCAAUGUCCUAUAGCACAAUGUUGACUCAAAACAGUUUGGGGAGCAACCACUCUUUCCCUGCCUCAAACGGCUUAAGCGUUGAUAGACUCGUAAAUGGAGAGAUUCCUUAUGCGACUCACCACCUAACAGCGGCAGCCUUAGCCGCCUCUGUACCAUGUGGUCUGUCUGUACCCUGUUCGGGGACCUACUCUUUAAACCCUUGUUCGGUUAAUCUCCUUGCAGGACAGACCAGUUAUUUCUUUCCCCACGUUCCUCAUCCAUCAAUGACUCCCCAGACCAGCACUUCAAUGACGGCCCGGGCAGCCUCCUCCUCGUCCCCGCAAGCACCCUCGUCCCUCCCUUGUGAAUCCUUAAGGCCUUCGCUACCAAGUUUUUCAUCAGGACUUUCCGGAGGACUUUCUGACUACUUCACACAUCAGAAUCAAGGGUCAACUUCAAAUCCACUUAUACACUAA